Molecule: messenger RNA, 666 nt
Organism: Vanrija pseudolonga
Lineage: Eukaryota; Fungi; Basidiomycota; Tremellomycetes; Trichosporonales; Trichosporonaceae
Gene: HIS3
Product: Imidazoleglycerol-phosphate dehydratase
Exons: 3
Coding region: 1-666 (221 amino acids)
Biological process (GO): L-histidine biosynthetic process
Molecular function (GO): imidazoleglycerol-phosphate dehydratase activity
Source: RefSeq, a predicted model, not a curated record
AUGGCACGCACAGCAACAGUCGAGCGCAAGACGAGCGAGACGCAGAUCACCUGCACCCUCGGUCUGGACACGGGCGGCGUGCACCCCGCGCAGGCCAUCAACGUGUCGACCGGCAUCGGCUUCCUCGACCACGUCAGUAUCGCCGCUUGGCUUGGCUUCUUCUUCAGGCCCCUGCUAACCAACCCCCUGCAGAUGCUCACCGCGCUCGCAAAGCACGGCGGCAUGUCUCUCGAGCUCAAGUGUAACGGUGACCUCCACAUCGACGACCACCACACGACCGAGGACGUCGGCCUUGCCCUCGGCGAGGCGUUCAAGAAGGCCCUCGGCGAGCGCAAGGGCAUCAAGCGCUACGGCUACGCGUACGCCCCUCUGGACGAGGCCCUCUCCCGCGCUGUUCUUGACAUCUCGUCCCGGCCGUACUUUGCCGGCGAGCUCCCCUUCACCCGCGAGAAGAUCGGAGACUUGUCCACCGAGAUGAUUCCCCACUUCCUCGAGUCGUUUGCGUUUGCCGGCGGCGUGACUCUGCACGUCGACUCGAUCCGCGGCGUCAACAACCACCACAUUGCCGAGUCGGCCUUCAAGGCGCUUGCCCUCGCCAUCCGCCAGGCUAUCACCGAGACGGGCUCAAACGACGUCCCGUCGACCAAGGGCGUGCUUGCGAUCUAA